AAGAGAGAGAGAGAAAGAGGCGGUUGUUAUUGAAAGAGAGAGAGAGAGAGAGAGAGAUUUAAGCUUUGUUUUCCAAAAUUCUCUGAAGAACAGGGCAGAAUCAUCGUGAAGAACCCAAAAGAAGCCCUCAAAAACUAUGCAGCUGCCUCUUCUUCUUCUUCUUCUUCUUCAUCAUCAUCUUCUUCGCUCUGAUUUUUUGUCUGAUCGACUCUGUUGCUGCUGCGCCUAGGGUUUCCCUCCCUUCCUUUCGCAACUCCUCGCUCUUAUCGCAAGAGCUAUGCCGACGUUUACUGCUAUAGCCUUAGAUACCUUGCUGGAACCUGGAGCUUCAAAAUCUGUCGAUAAGUCUGUUCCGAGACCUGUACCAAAACCACAGCCUGGUCCUAAUCCAAAGCUGGAGAGGAGGAAUAGUACUUCAGUUACAGAAAGAAGAAGGAAUCGCCAUCCAAUUACUCCUGCACUUUAUGCUACUCCCGAAUCAACCCCGCUCCCUGAUUCGCCUACAUCAUUCCCCCCGUCUCCUUACAUUAUCAAUCAUAAGCGGCGUGGACCACGCCUAAAUAAGAGUUCCUCGGAGAGUAGUGUAUUGUCACGCCCAAAAGGCCAAGAUGAAGAAAAGGUUCAUGGGAAUGUGAAUAAUGCAGAAUCCAAGGUUACCAGCUCAGGAGAGAAGGAUUCUUUUACUUUCCCUGUUGCUGAACCAAUUCCUGAGCCUCAGGUGACUGAUUAUCUUGAUUGUGGAAGCAGUAAUGGUAAACAUGGAAAUGGUAGUGUGCAACUUGAAAGCAGUAAUGGAAAACUUGUCAUGACUAAUGAGGUACUUGUGAAUGGUAAGGUGGAACAUGAAAGCAGUAGUUGGAAUAAUGGUCAGGUUGUGGUUCUUGAUUCAAUGAAACAAGCUCCGUUGACUCCCGGAAGAGAUAGUGACCGGGAAGAUUUCUUUGAUCCUCGUGAUUCUAUGAGUUUCACGAGUAAUACUGAUGGAGAGGAUAAUGCUGAAGGAGAACGGUCGGCACAACUCACUACACCUAUGGGUGAAUUUUAUGAUGCUUGGGAUGAACUUUCUUCUGAGAGUGGGCAACAGUCUGUUGUUCGUGAUGUUGAAGCUGAAUUUCGUGAAAUGAGAAUGAGUUUACUGAUGGAAAUAGAGAAGCGGAAGCAAGCAGAAGAAUCAUUAAGUGACAUGCAAAAACAAUGGGAUAGGAUCAGGCAACAGUUGUCACUUGUAGGAUUAACGAUACCUGCCAAGGCCACUCCUGUUGAAGGGGAAGAACAGCUUGAUUCCGAUUCUGGAGAGGAGCUGUGUAGACAAGUAUACAUUGCUAGGUUUGUUUCAAAUUCUAUUGGGAGGGGCUUAGCUAGGGCAGAGUUGGAGACAGAGAUGGAAGCACAGAUCGAGGCUAAGAACUUCGAGAUUGCUCGAUUGUGUGACAAACUCCGAAACUACGAGGCUAUGAAUCAGGAAAUGGUUCAUAGGAAUCGAGAUGUUCUCGAGUUGGCACGACGAGAGAGGAUGAAAAGGGAAAGAAGGCAGAGAUGGGUUUGGGGCUCCAUCGCUUCUGUUCUUACACUUGGCACGGUCGCAUUAGCAUGGUCUUACCUUCCUUCGGGAACUGGAUCACCGACCCCUGAUACCCAGGUUCUUGAGUCUGAUGAUGGAGCAAAAUAAUGCUCUCUUUCGAGUGGUAGUAGUUGUGAAUCUAAUGCCACAACAUAGAUGAAAAAAGAGAAUAAAAAGAAGAAGAUAAAAAAGGUCUUAUCCACCCUUGUCUUGUGUGGAUAAACAUUCUCAUGUUGUUUAAAGUUCCAUUUUCCUGUGAUUUGAGAAUCUACAGCUCAAUCAUAACAUGGGAGCCGUUACUGGCAAAAACUAAAAAAGUUGAUAGGUCACAUAUAUGAUGACAUGAAUAGGAUUAGUCCUUAUAGUGAAACAUGUUUUUUCAUGGCUUCUCUUUGACAUAGAUCUCUAUGUCAAAGGCUAAAAACACUUAAUUUUCUGCACACACAUAAAAGCUUCUUACAGGAGUAAAUUGUUUUAUUUUAUUAUAUCAUCUGUAUCUAAUCGAUCGAAUUGAGAAACAAUUUUGAAAUCUUAUUAACAUCUAAUAGUACCUAUAGAGAGAGGUCAGUUUAAAAUUUUAAUGAGCAAGUUACAUUGUUACGGUGAAUAA
Messenger RNA from Humulus lupulus (European hop), 2171 nucleotides. RefSeq lists its product as uncharacterized. The transcript is spliced from 4 exons. NCBI's taxonomy places the organism in Eukaryota, Viridiplantae, Streptophyta, Magnoliopsida, Rosales, Cannabaceae. Bases 278 to 1669 code for a protein of 463 amino acids. The record is from RefSeq and is a predicted model, not a curated record.